Molecule: messenger RNA, 2814 nt
Organism: Varanus komodoensis (Komodo dragon)
Lineage: Eukaryota; Metazoa; Chordata; Lepidosauria; Squamata; Varanidae
Product: dnaJ homolog subfamily C member 3-like
Exons: 12
Coding region: 17-1576 (519 amino acids)
Biological process (GO): protein folding in endoplasmic reticulum
Cellular component (GO): endoplasmic reticulum
Molecular function (GO): protein-folding chaperone binding; misfolded protein binding
Source: RefSeq, a predicted model, not a curated record
GUUCCGGAGCUGGGACAUGGAGUCCGGGCAGCAGCCGGUGUGGCGCGGCCUGGGGCUGCUCGGGAGAAGCGGCGGGGAGAGCCCGGCGUUAGGCCCUGCCGCGUGCGAGAGGCGGCUGCUGUGGGCUGCGUCCUUGCUGUGCGUCCUGCUGGAUCUGCAGCUGCCAGGUUUGCUGGCUGCUGGGCAAGCAGAGAUUGAAAACCACCUUGAAAUGGGGCGGAAGCUGUUAGCGGCUGGGCAGCUGGCCGAAGCACUAUCACACUACCACUCUGCCGUUGAAAGUGAUCCCAAAAACUACCUUACCUACUACAAACGGGCAACCAUCUACUUGGCUAUGGGCAAGUUCAAAGCAGCACUUCCGGACCUCUCAAAGGCGAUUGAGCUCAAGCCGGAUUUCCUGUCUGCCCGACUGCAACGAGGCAACAUCCUCCUGAAGCAAGGCAACACGCAAGAGGCCAAGCAGGACUUUGAGGCUGUGCUCAAGAGCAAUCCAGAAAACACAGAGGCCCAAAACCAACUCGCACGUGUCACCGAGUUAGAAUUUUCCAUGCACGAAUCUCGAACUGCCUUUCAGGGGCAAAACUACGUGGGAGCAAUUGGUUACCUGGAUCGAGCAAUUGAGAUUUCUCCCUGGGACCCAGAAGCCAAGGAGCUGCGUUCCGAGUGCUACCUGUACCUGGGUGACUACAACAAGGCCAUCCUGGACCUCAAACCCACCACCAAGCUACGCAAUGACAACAGGGCUGCUUUCCUCAAGCUCAGCAAGCUCUAUUACAGCCUGGGCGAUCACGAGGAGUCCUUAAACCAAGUGCGGGAGUGCCUGAAACUGGACCAAGAUGACAAAGACUGCUUCUCACACUACAAGCAAGUGAAGAAGCUUGCCAAGCAGUUAGAAUCAGCUGAGGAAUUCGUCAAAGCUCAGAGGUAUGACGACGCCAUUGAGAAAUACAAAGCAGCUAUGAAGACAGAGCCCACUGUGGAGAUAUAUUCCACAAAAGCAAAAGGACGCAUCUGUCACUGUUUGUCCAAGAACAAGCAGCCCCAAGAAGCCAUUGACAUCUGCACAGAAGCGCACCAGCUCGAUCCCAGGAAUGUCUUCAUCCUUCGUGACCGGGCUGAAGCCUACAUCCUGAACGAGGAGUUUGACAAGGCCGUUGAAGACUAUCAAGAAGCCAAAGAGUUCGAUGGUGAAAACGAGGAAUUAAAAGAAGGGCUGGAGAGGGCACAGAAGCUCCUGAAGCAGUCCAAGAAGCGAGACUAUUACAAAAUCCUCGGGAUCCGGAGGAAUGCAAACAAGCAGGAGAUCAUCAAGGCCUACCGGAAGCUGGCUCAGCAGUGGCACCCCGACAAUUUCCAGUCCGAAGAUGAGAAGAAAGAAGCUGAGAAGAAGUUCAUUGAUAUUGCUGCAGCAAAGGAAGUCCUAACAGAUCCAGAAAUGCGCCAGAAGUUCGACUCCGGCGAAGACCCACUGGACCCUGAGAACCAGCAGGGUGGGGCAGGACACCAGCAUCAGUGGCCCUUCGAGUUCAACCCCUUCGGCUCCGGGAACUUUCACUUCAAGUUUCAUUUCAAUUAACUUGGCCGAGGCCAGAACUAGGCAAAACCCGCGGCCAGCGAACAGCCCCAUGGACCUCUGGGCAACGCCUCACCUUGCAGAGGCGAGGGGACUGCCACCCUGGCCCAAACCAGCUGCUGCUCCGUAAUGGGGGGCGCCCACUGCGUUCCAGCAUCUCUUGUCCGUUUUCUGGCUGCUUCAUGCUAAGCAGAGCCGAGCCUUCGAGAAAGACGGUUCCCCUCCGGUGGCAGCUUUGAGACGGGGCGGACCGUGCAUGAAGAGCUUUAACCACGUCUCGGAAGCCCUGCCUUUCACAGCAUCCCUCCGCAAGUUAGAUGUAGCUGACGCCGUGAUGCCCCGUCCAGCAGGACGUCAGUUACGCCUCCUCAGCUGUCGAAGGGAGCUCUUGCCAGGAGAGCGGCCCUUUCCCGCCAGCCAGCCAGCCAGCCAGCCAGCCAGCCAGCCAGCCAGCCACCCCCCUCUGCUGCUCCAGCGCCACCACUGAGCAGCUCCUUCUUAGUCUGGGGGGGGGCAGCUGAACCUCUCCUUCCUGUGCCCCACUUGAGUGCACCUUCCUGAGAACCCCCCGCCAUGAAAGAGCAUGGGCUUUGAGUCACGUGGUGUGGGAGGACCACGUCCUCGCGAUACGGACAGCCAGCGCACAGUGGGAUCUUGCAAAUAUCUCCCUCCAUUGCAGCAUCUGAGAUUUUGGGGGCAGAGGGGAUCAUGGGUGGGACUUGGGGCUCGAUGUGGCCCUUGACCCUGAAAGGACAGGGAGAGGCUGGCCUCGGGUGGGCGGAAAAGGCAGGCCGGUGGCCAGGGCGGUCCCGGGCUCGUUGCCGUGGAUCAGCCGGUGAAGUGGUCAGAUUUGUCUUACCGCCGUACGGUGGAUUCUGGAGUUGCACAUUACCUACUCCCUCCUUCAAAAUGUGGGGAGAUAAAAUACCCAAGAAGCUAGUUCGGAUUUGGGAGAACCUCUUCCCCUCCCACCGUCCCAUGGAAGACCCCCCUUUGCCAGUGUUGGACUGUAUUCGUAUGUGACUAAUCUCUACAAUGGGGUGAGGAGCACUCAAGCACCCAUAACUUCCUACGGUUAAGCAAACUUAAAUUCUUUUCUUCUGCUGCUCCCCACCCAGCACAGUAGAUUAAGGAAGCCUGGUGGGCUCCAUUUAUCAUCCAGGUAGCCGAGGAGAAGGCACAUCAAGGGGGUGCAUUAACCUUCACCGAAAGUGUCGAGAUUAAAAGUUUCUACUGCAAAA